GGAGGGCGCGGGAGGUCGGGCGCUGGAAGAAGGACCGCGGGGGGCGGCUGCCGUGUCCACCGUGGCUGCGGAAAAUGGUGUUCGAGUCGGUGGUCGUAGACGUGUUGAACCGGUUCUUGGGGGACUAUGUGGUGAACCUGGAUACGUCCCAGCUCACUCUGGGCAUCUGGGGAGGAGCUGUGGCCUUGAAGAAUCUUGAAAUUAAAGAAAAUGCUCUGAGUCAACUGGAUGUACCUUUCAAAGUUAAAGUUGGUCAUAUAGGUAAUCUCAAUCUUACAAUUCCGUGGAAAAACCUGUAUACUCAACCAGUUGAAGCUUUUCUGGGAGACAUUUAUUUACUCAUAGUGCCUUCUUCUAAAAUAAAAUAUGAUCCUUUAAAAGAAGAAAAACAACUCUUGGAAGCAAAACAACAUGAACUUAAACGAAUAGAAGAAGCAAAACAAAAAGUAGCUGAUCAAGACAAACUUCGGGUGGAAAAACAGGACACUUUUACAGAAAAAUUAAUUACUCAGAUCAUAAAAAAUCUUCAAGUGAAAAUUUCCAACAUCCAUAUUCGUUACGAGGAUGAUAUCACAAAUCGAGACAACCCGCUGUCAUUCGGUAUUUCCCUUCAAAAUCUCAGCAUGCAGACAACUGAUCAAAACUGGGUUCCAUGUUUACAUGAUGAAACUGAGAAACUGUUUCGUAAGUUAAUCCGAUUGGACAACCUUUUUGCCUAUUGGAAUGUGAAAUCUCAGUUGUUUUACCUUAAUGAUUAUGAUGAAUCAUUGGACAGCUUGAAGAAGGGCAUUGUCUAUCGAAAUAUUGUUCCAGAAGGUUAUGAUUUUGUGUUUCGCCCCAUAUCUGCUAAUGCCAAACUUCAGAUGAAUCGGCGAUCAGAUUUUGACUUCUCUGCCCCCAAGAUAAACCUGGAAGUUGAGUUACAUGACAUAGCAAUUGAAUUUAAUAAACCACAGUAUUUCAGUGUUAUGGAGCUUCUUGAAUCAAUUGAUAUGAUGACGCAAAAUCUGCCAUACAGGAAAUUCAAACCUGAUGUACCUCUUCACUAUCAUGCCAGAGACUGGUGGGCUUAUGCUAUACAUGGUAUUCUUGAAGUAAAUGUCUGCCCCCGGUUACGGAUGUGGUCAUGGAAGCAUAUUAGAGAACACAGGCAAAAAAUGAAGCAGUAUAAAGAACUGUAUAAAAAAAAGAUAACAACUAAGAAGCCAGCUGGUGAAAUUCUCAUCUCUUUGGAGGAGUUGGAAAAGACCUUGGAUGUAUUUAAUAUAACUAUAUCAAGACAACAGGCAGAAGUUGAGGUAAAGAAAGCUGGAUAUAGGAUUUUCAGGGAAGGAGCAAAAGAUUCAGAGGAAAACAAAGGAUGGUUUAGCUGGCUGUGGACUUGGUCAGAACCAAAAAGUAAAGAACAACCAGAUGUUAAGCCUGGAAUUCUUGAAGAAAUGUUGACAUCUGAAGAAAAAGCUUUACUCUAUGAAGCAAUUGGCUAUAGUGAAACAGCAGUUGAUCCAACCUUGCCAAAAACAUUUGAAGCCAUGAAGUUCUUUGUUCACUUGAAAAGUAUGUCUUUUGUUCUAAGAGAAAAACGAGGGACGCCUGAGCUGUUAGAUAUUGUAGUAGAAGAAUUUAGCACUUUGAUUGUGCAAAGACCAGGAGCACAAGCCAUUAAAUUUGAAACCAAAAUUGAUUCAUUUCAUGUUACUGGCUUACCAGAUAAUUCGACAAAACCCCGCCUCCUGUCUUCAUUGGAUGAUGCUGCAUCACUCUUCCAAAUUAUAUUUGAGAUAAAUCCUUUAGAUGAAACUGUUGCUCAGAGGUGUAUCAUAGAAGCUGAACCUUUAGAAAUGAUAUAUGAUGCAAGAACAGUAAAUAGUAUAGUGGACUUCUUCAGACCUCCAAAAGAGGUAAAUCUAGCACAGCUCACAUCAGCGACUUUGACAAAACUUGAAGAAUUUCGUGACAAGACAGCAACAGGUCUACUGUAUAUUAUUGAAACACAGAAAGUUCUUGAUCUCAAAAUUAAUUUGAAGGCUUCAUAUGUUAUUAUCCCACAAGAUGGAAUUUUUAGCCCUACAUCAAAUCUUCUUCUUUUGGAUCUUGGUCAUCUAAAGGUGACAAGUAAAAGUCGUUCGGAAUUGCCAGAUAUGAAAGCAGGUGGGGCCAGUCUUGAAGAGAUCAUGCAGAGAGCUUACGAUUCCUUUGACGUUCAGCUUACCAGCAUACAGCUGCUUUACAGCACAGUUGGUGAUAAUUGGAGAGAAGCACGAAAACUCAAUGUAUCUACACAGCAUGUUUUGGUACCUAUGCACUUUAAUGUGGAGCUCUCGAAGGCCAUGGUUUUCAUGGAUAUAAGGAUGCCCAAAUUCAAGAUUUUUGGAAAGUUACCGCUGAUUUCUCUACGAAUCUCAGAUAAAAAACUGCAAGGAAUUCUGGAAUUGAUUGAAAGCAUUCCGAAACCCACACCUGCAACUGAAACAUAUGCCCCUGCCAAACCAUUUCAGAUGCAAAGGUCCACCUCUGUGGGAACAACACAGAUUUCACAGAAAAUGCUUCCUUUCUUGGAACUUCCAUGUGUUGAUGAUGAUUCAGAGGAAGAAUUUUUUGAUGCACCAUGUAGUCCCUUGGAUGAACCUCCUCAAUCUCCCUUUGAAUUUCAAAGUUAUCAGCCGAAGAAGUUUCAAAAGCUGUAUUGUUCAAAAAAUAUGAUUCAGUGUAAAAUAAGAUUUGAAGUGCCAGAGGUUUUGAUUCAGUUUUAUCACCUUGUUGGAGAUUGUGAACUACCUGUGGUAGAGGUUGAUGUUUUAGGGUUGGGCACAGAUGUGGAAUUUAGAACAUUUGAUUUGAAAGCAAAUGCCUUUUUGAAAGAGUUCUGCCUAAAAUGCCCAGAAUACUUUGGUGCAAACAAGAAACCAAUUUAUUUGAUUACAACACUGGAUAAUACUAUGGAAGAUCUGCUAACCUUGGAAUAUGUGAAGGCUGAAAAGAAUCUACCCAACUUGAAAAGUGCUUACAACAAUGCUCUGCAACUGAUUAAGGUGAAUUUUUCCUCUUUGGAUAUUCAUUUACAUACCGAAGCACUUCUGAAUACAAUAAAUUAUUUUAAUAAUAUACUUCCACAAUUGGAAGAAAAACCGGCCCCAGUGUCUGUUGCAGAGACUGAAGACAAAGGAGAGGUCAUUAAAAAAAUGUCUUUAAAACUAUCCAAGAACGAGGAUAUUAUUACCUUGCAGAUUUUAGCAGAAUUAUCUUGUUUACAGAUCUUUAUUCAAGAUCAGAAACGUAACAUUGCUGAAAUUAAGAUUGAAGGGCUUGAUUCUGAGAUCAUUAUGAGGCCUGCUGCCACUGAAAUAAAUGCAAAGCUAAGGAAUAUAAUUGUUUUGGAUUCUGAUAAGACAGCUGUGUACAAAAAGGCUGUUUACAUCACUGGAAAAGAAGUGUUUAGCUUCAAAAUGAUUUCUUUUGUGGAUGCAACUGCUGGUUCGGCAUACACAGAUAUGAAUGUGGUUGACAUUCAAGUUAAUUUAACUGUUGGUUGCAUUAAAGUAGUUUUUGUCACAAAAUUUCUUUAUUCUAUAUUGGCUUUUAUAGAUAAUUUUCAAGCGGCUAAACAAGCCUUGGCUGAGGCUACUGCUCAGGCAGCAGGAAUGGCUGCUACUGGUGUAAAAGAAUUGGCACAGAGGAGUUCUAGAAUGGCAUUGGAUGUUAACAUCAAAGCCCCAGUGGUGGUCAUCCCACAGUCUUCAGUUUCUGAAAAUGUUUUUGUGGCUGAUUUUGGACUAAUAACAAUGACAAACACAUUCCAUAUAAUAGCAGAGAGCCAGAGUAACCCCCCGCCUGUCAUUGAUCUGGUAACAAUAAGGCUGAGUGAAAUGCGGCUCUACAGGACUCAAUUUAUUGAUGAUGCAUACCAGGAAGUACUAGAUCUGCUAUUACCAUUAAAUCUUGAGGUGAUUGUUGAGCGAAAUUUAUCUUGGGAGUGGUACCAGGAAGUUCCUUGUUUUAAUAUAAAUGCUCAGCUAAAGCCCAUGGAGUUCAUUCUUAGUCAAGAAGAUAUGACAACUAUUUUUAAAACAUUAUAUGGCAAUAUUUGGUACGAAGAAGGUGGUGGUGCCUCACCUGCAGGAGUAAAAGAACAGAAUAGUGUUAAUAGUGGGGCUACUAAUGCUUCACACCAUUUAGAAGGAACAACUGUAGUGACUGCUGCUGUGGUAGAAAUCCAUUCACAGGCCUCUCAAGUUAAGACAACACUGAAUAUGAGCUUCAGAACCGACUAUCUCACCAUGGUCCUAUACAGUCCGGGUCCCGACCAGACUUCCUUUAUAGAUGUUCGUGAUCCUUCUCUGAAACUUGCUGAAUUUAAGUUGGAGAAUAUCAUAAGCACUGCAAAAAUGUAUACAGAUGACUCAACAUUUUCUUCCUUUUCAUUAAAAAACUGUAUUUUAGAUGAUAAAAGGCCUCAUGUCAAGAAGGCAACUCCUAGAAUGAUAGGACUGACAGUUGGGUUUGACAAAAAGGACAUGAUGGAUGUAAAGUACAGAAAAGUCAGAGAUGGUUGGACAACUGAUUUAGUCCUUCAAGAGAUGUAUAUUUGUGCAAGUGUGGAAUUUCUGCUGACAGUUGCAAAUGUCUUUCUUGAGGCCUACACCACAGGCACUGCUGUAGAAACCAGUGUUCAAACAUGGACUGCUAAGGAAGAAGUACCUGUACAGGAAUCAGACAAAUGGGAAGUUAAUAUUAUCAUUAAAAAUCCCGAAAUUGUGUUUGUGGCUGAUAUGACAAGAAGUGAUGCUCCUGCCUUAGUCCUUACAACACAAUGUGAAAUUUGUUGGAAAGGUGACCUUGAGAACAAUACAAUGACUGCUGCCAUUAAAGAUCUUCAAGUGAGAGCAUGCCCAUUCCUUCCAGUCAAGAGAAAAGGCAAAAUCACUACGGUUUUGCAGCCCUGUGACUUGUUCUAUCAAGCUACUCAAAUAAGUACAGAUCCACAAGUGAUUGAUAUAUCAGUAAAGUCCCUCACACUAAAGGUUUCUCCAGUUAUCAUAAAUACUGUGAUUACCAUAACAUCAGCACUUUAUACAUCCAAGGAUACCAGCCCACCAGAAACUACUUCUUCUGCAGCUCAUUUAUGGGAAAAGAAGGAUACGAAGAAUUUAAAAAUGUGGUUUCUUGAAGAACCAAAUGAAAUUGAAAACAAAGCUCCCACAACUGAAUUGGUACUCAAAGGAGAGAUGAUAAAAGUGAACGUUGAUUCUAUUUUUAUAGUUCUUGAAGCUGGAAUUGGUCAUAGAACAGUGCCUAUGCUGUUGGCAAAGUCACGUUUUUCAGGGGAAGGGAAAAACUGGAGUUCCUUGAUAAAUCUCUACUGUCAGCUUGAACUAGAAGUGCAUUAUUACAAUGAAAUGUUUGGUGUUUGGGAGCCUUUGCUUGAACCCUUAGAAAUUGAUCAGACUGAGGAUUUUAGACCAUGGAAUCUUGGAAUCAAGAUGAAAAAGAAAGCAAAAAAGGCCAUUGUUGAGUCAGAUACUGAAGAAGAAAAUUACAAAGUGCCAGAAUAUAAAACUGUUAUAACUUUCCAUUCAAAAGACCAGCUAAACAUUACAUUAUCCAAAUGUGGCCUUGUAAUGUUAAAUAAUUUAGCCAAGGCAUUUACAGAAGCUGCCACUGGAGCUUCAACUGUCUUCAUACGGGAUCUAGCGCCAUUUAUGAUUUUAAAUUCUCUUGGACUUACUGUCUCUGUUUCACCAAGUGAUUCAUUCAGUGUACUUAACGUUCCAUUGGCAAAGUCAUAUGUAUUGAAAAAUGAGGAGAGUUUAAGUAUGGACUAUGUGGGAACUAAAGACAAUGAUCAUUUCAAUGCAAUGACCAGCCUAAGCAGUAAACUCUUCUUCAUCCUUCUCACACCUGCUAACCACUCUACUGCUGAUAAAAUUCCUUUAACAAGAGUGGGACGACGACUGUACACUGUAAGACACAGAGUGUCUGGAGUUGAAAGAUCUAUUGUUUGUCAAGUCGAUGGAGUGGAAGGAAGUAAGAAGAUAACAGUUCGCUCCCCAGUGCAGAUUAAAAAUCAUUUUUCAAUCCCACUUUGUGUUUAUGAAGGGAACACUUUAUUGGGAACGGCUUCACCUGGAAGUGAAUUCAACCUACCAUUAACAUCUUACCGAUCACCCCUUUCUCUGAAGCCAGAAGAUGAGGACUAUCAAGGGUGUGAAAGAAUUGACUUUGAAGAAAUUAUAAAAAAUGAUGGCACUUUUCUAAAGAGGAAAUGUAGAUCUAAAAAUGCUGCUAAGAAACCAUUUAUCAUUCAUGUUGUCCCAGAAAAAGAUGAUUUGGCUUCUCUGUCAGUGUAUUCAGAAGAUGGCUGGGACUUACCAUACAUAAUGCAUUUGUGGCCACCUAUCCUGCUCCGAAAUCUUCUUCCUUAUAAAAUUGCUUAUUAUAUAGAGGGGAUUGAACAUAAAGUUUAUACUCUAAAUGAAGGACAUUCAGCCCAUAUUUGUACUGUGCAGUUGGAAAAAGCCAAACUACAUUUAAAAUUACUUGACUAUCUUAAUCAUGAUUGGAAAAGUGAAUAUUAUAUAAAACCUAACCAGCAAGAUAUUAGUUUCAUCAAUUUUACUUGUGUUACGGAAAUAGAAAAGACUGAUUUAGAUAUUGCUAUCCAUAUGACUUAUAAUACCGGCCAGACAGUUGUGGCAUUUCAUAGUCCUUACUGGAUGGUCAAUAAAACCAGUCGGAUGUUACAGUACAAGGCAGAUGGAAUUCACCGAAAGCAUCCACCUAAUUAUAAGAAGCCAAUUCUGUUUUCUUUUCAACCAAAGCACUUUUUUAAUAAUAAUAAGGUUCAGCUUAUGGUAACUGAUAGUGAAUUGUCAGAUCAGUUUUCAAUUGAUACUGUUGGUAGUCAUGGAGCUGUUAAAUGUAAAGGCCUGAAAAUGGACUAUCAAGUUGGUGUCACUAUAGACCUCAGCAGUUUUAACAUUACCAGAAUUGUGACAUUUACUCCUUUUUACAUGAUUGAAAACAAAAGCAAAUAUCAUAUAUCAGUGGCUGAACAGGGAAAUGAUAAAUGGCUCUCUCUUGAUUUGGAGCAGUGUAUCCCCUUUUGGCCAGAGGAUGCUUCUAAUGCACUUCUUAUUCAAGUUGAAAGAAAUCAAGGCCCUCCCAAAAAGAUACAUUUUAACAAGCAAGCAAAUUGUAUUUUAUUGCGUCUGGAUAAUGAGCUUGGAGGUAUUAUAGCAGAAGUUAGUUUGGCUGAGCAUUCUACGGUUAUUACAUUUUCAGAUUAUCAUGAUGGAGCAGCUCCCUUCCUAUUAAUAAAUCACACUAAGAGUGACAUUGUUCAGUACAAUCAAAGUUCCCUCAGUGAAAUAGAAGAUUCCCUCCCUCCCGGAAAAGCAGUAUUUUAUACUUGGGCUGAUCCAGUGGGCUCUAGAAAGCUGAAGUGGAGAUGUGGAAAAAGCCAUGGUGAAGUAACACAAAAGGAUGAUAUGAUGACACCUAUAAAUUCAGGGAAAAAGACGAUUUAUUUAGUUUCAUUCUUUGAAGGCUUACAGCGCAUUAUUUUAUUCACUGAAGAUCCAAGGGUAUUCAAAGCAACAUAUGAAAGUGAGAAAGCAGAGUUAGCAGAGCAAGAAAUUGUGUUGGCCUUACAAGAUGUUGGAAUUUCUCUCGUCAACAACUACACAAAGCAGGAGGUAGCCUAUAUUGGCAUUACAAGUUCUGAUGUGGUUUGGGAGACAAAGCCCAAGAAGAAGGCAAGAUGGAAGCCAAUGAGUGUAAAGCACACUGAGAAGUUAGAGAAAGAAUUUAAGGAAUAUACUGAAUCUUCACCUGCAGAAGAUAAGGUUAUCGAAUUGGACACUAACAUUCCGGUUCGCUUCACACCUAGUGGUACUAACAUGAAAAUUCUGCAGCCACAUGUAAUAGCUGUAAGAAGAAAUUAUCUUCCAGCAUUAAAAGUAGAAUAUAGCACAUCUGCACAUCAGUCAUCAUUUAGAAUUCAAGUUUACAGAAUACAGAUCCAAAACCAGAUACAUGGUGCUAUAUUUCCAUUUGUGUUUUAUCCAAUUAAACCUCCCAAGUCGGUCACCAUGGAUUCAGCUCCAAAGCCCUUUACAGAUGUCAGUAUUGUCGUGAGAUCUGCAGGGCAUUCCCAGAUAUCACGUAUUAAGUAUUUCAAGGUGUUGAUCCAAGAAAUGGACCUCAGGUUAGAUCUUGGAUUUGUCUAUGCUUUAGCAGAACUUAUGACAGAAGCCGAAGUGACUGAAAAAACUGAGGUUGAACUUUUUCAUAAAGAUAUAGAAGCUUUCCAGGAAGAAUAUAAAACAGCUUCAUUAGCAGAUUCAUCACAAGUCAGUCUCUAUGAAUACUUCCAUAUAUCUCCUAUCAAGUUGCAUUUAAGUGUUUCACUGAGGUCGGGCAGAGAAGAAGCUAAAGAUUCAGAACAACAGGAAGGACUCGUGGCCGUUCGCUCUUUAAAUCUUCUCCUGAAGAGUAUUGGUGCCACCCUUACCGAUGUACAAGAUGUAGUUUUUAAGCUUGCAUUUUUUGAGCUGAACUAUCAGUUCCAUACAGCAUCUGAACUACAGUCUGAAGUAAUAAGACACUAUUCGAAACAGGCCAUUAAGCAAAUGUAUGUACUCAUUCUUGGACUUGAAGUUUUGGGAAAUCCCUUUGGCUUGAUUAGAGAAUUUUCUGAAGGUGUGGAAGCAUUUUUUUAUGAACCGUACCAGGGAGCCAUCCAGGGUCCCGAAGAGUUUGUGGAGGGGAUGGCACUAGGACUGAAGGCAUUAGUUGGUGGAGCUGUUGGUGGAUUAGCCGGUGCUGCCUCCAAAAUCACCAAUGCUAUGGCUAAAGGGGUGGCAGCUAUGACCAUGGAUGAAGACUACCAGCAGAAGAGGAGAGAAGCCAUGAAUAGGCAGCCAGCCGGUCUUAGAGAAGGCAUCACUCGUGGAGGAAAAGGCUUAGUUUCUGGUUUUGUAAGUGGCAUAACAGGAAUUGUUACAAAACCGAUCAAAGGAGCUCAAAAAGAAGGAGCAGCUGGUUUCUUUAAAGGUGUUGGGAAGGGUUUAGUUGGAGCAGUGGCAAGGCCAACUGGAGGCAUCAUAGACAUGGCCAGCAGUACAUUUCAGGGAAUAAAAAGAGCUACAGAGACUUCUGAUGAAGUGGAGAGCCUGCGGCCCCCGCGAUUCUUUAAUGAGGAUGGAGUCAUCAGACCUUACAGGUUGAGGGAUGGGACUGGAAACCAGAUGUUACAGGUCAUGGAAAAUGGAAGAUUUGCAAAAUAUAAGUAUUUUACCCAUGUCAUGAUCAAUAAAACAGAUAUGCUAAUGAUAACUAAAAGUGGUGUAUUGUUUGUAACAAAAGGAACAUUUGGACAGCUUACCUGUGAGUGGCAGUAUAGUUUUGAUGAGUUUACCAAAGAGCCAUUCAUUGUUCAUGGGAGAAGAUUACGCAUUGAAGCAAAGGAGCGGGUGAAGUCUGUGUUUCAUGCCAAGGAGUUUGGAAAAAUAAUUAACUUCAAGACCCCAGAGGAUGCUAGGUGGAUCCUCACAAAACUAGAAGAGGCAAGAGAACCUUCCCCGAGAUUCUGAUGGAGAACACUGCCUGAAGAGACACAGCAAUAAAUUAUUAGAGUUUCAACCUUGUACCUUCCACAACCAGUUUGGGAAGUAUAGUACAGAAGUAAUUUCAAGUACUAAAGAAAUUUAAAAAAAAAACAAACAUACACACAAAAUCGGUUACAAUCAGGUAAAACAAUCAUGUGAUUAAAAUAUUUCAACUCAGUGGGGAUCCAGUUGGUUUUCUAACUUGAAUCAUGCAUCUAGUUAAAAUUCUUCUACUUUAUAAAAGAAGCAUUUCUUUUAUGAAUCUUAAAUAUUUGCUCCAAGGGGUUCUCUGCAGUGUGGAGAAAUUGCCCAUAUUUUGCACCCCGCCCCCCAUGGAGCUAAGGUUAAUGUUCCUGGUUUGUAUUUUAAACUUCUAUCAUGCUUAUUUCAGACUCCCUGAAUCAGUGACAGGAAAAUGAUCAAAUCAAACGUAGCCUCAAUGGUAUCAAGAGAACCUUAGUGGUGGUUUCUUUAGAAACGUGAAAUUCUUUUUACAGAUAAAUAUUUUGGUAUUAUUUUCCUUAUUUUUUUAUAAAGGAUGGGUUUGAAUUAUACUUCCAUAGCAUGACUAUGAAAACAACCUUUUUUAAUAUAAAACAGAUUGAAUAAUACCCCUUCAAGCUUCAUCUUAAGAAAGGCUGGAAGAAAUGAGUGUCAGACCCAAAAAGGAAGAGCCCCUUUCAGAACUUUGAAGCCUUAGAAAUACUUCCUCUUGCCAACAUCAUGGGAUCUACUUGGUUUACCCAAGUCACGUUUUUAACAGAUUGCUGACUUUAAUGGAAAAUUCCUGAAGCCUUAAUAAUACCAACUCUCCAUUCACUGAUAGUGUGAAAUAGAAUUCCCACCAUCUGACACACAAGUUAUGCUUCAGAACAGACAGCCCUUCUUGUAAGUAAAUGUCUCUACCCUGAAGAGUCAAUUACCUGUUUUGUUGACAGAAGAUUGGGAAUUGCUGCUGUGCUUUCUCUACAGUUAUUUAAAUGAGAAUCACUUUUGAAAGCUUGUCAGGACAGAAAUCAUGGGCUAUGCAUUCGUUAAAAAAAGGCCACGGGUUUUUUUUUCUUGGUUUUUGUCCAAGAUCCUUGUACCUUAAUAUUAAUGGACUUUUUCAAGUAAAAGGGGAUGAAUAUAUGAUUGUGAAACCAUGAAGAGAAUGAUCCAGUGUCUUAUUUUGUUAUCGAAUAAUGCAGAGUAUUUGAUGCAUGUCGUAUGUGCCAUGAAAUUAUUAUAAACUGUUUCUGGGAUUGGAGACUCUGUAUAGUCAGUGAUUGUGAAAUUCUUCUCAGGGUCUUCAAACCCUUGCUUUGUUGUAAAAGCUAAAAUAAACAGCAUGCCAGAC
Messenger RNA from Enhydra lutris kenyoni (northern sea otter), 10947 nucleotides. RefSeq names its product vacuolar protein sorting 13 homolog A (gene VPS13A). Lineage: Eukaryota; Metazoa; Chordata; Mammalia; Carnivora; Mustelidae. The record is from RefSeq and is a predicted model, not a curated record. Gene Ontology annotation, cellular component: extrinsic component of membrane. The transcript is spliced from 72 exons. Gene Ontology annotation, biological process: protein targeting to vacuole; autophagy; protein retention in Golgi apparatus. Bases 75 to 9593 code for a protein of 3172 amino acids.